ACGACGCCCUUCCGUUCUAUUCGCUGCAGCAGUCAUUCUCCUCUGACUCGCUGGACGACUUUCUCUGUGGAAGGAUCCAUCCCGCGGCACAGCACACCUCUUACAGUUAUUUCCUCUGGUGAAGGAUUUCUGUGAGCAGCAGCCACCAUGAUGCAGUGUCUUCAGUUUCUGGUCGAACCAACCAAGAAUGUUACGGAGAAGUAUAAGGAGUUUCGUAAGAAGGUGAAAAAUGAGAAGAGAGAACCACUGGACGAGAGCCAGCAGUUCAUUGUCAACCUGGCCAAGGAUCUGGGACGUGUCUGUCAGAGGUCAGAGGUGUUGGAGAACAUCUCAAAGAGUGAGGAUGUGUGGCCCACUCUCACCUGCAGGGCCUUCAUUCUGGAGUGGGCAUCGCUGCUCGAGAGCAAGAAAAGACCAAUGCUGACUGAUGGAUGGCCAGAGAGAAGUGACUGGAAGGAUCUGACUCUGAGCAGUGAGCAGGAUAUAGAGAGCGCCACGAGAGUCAUUCUCACCUGGACCAAAGACCUGAGGGCCCAACCUGAGCAAAGUGUGUGGCCUGGAGAGCAGGUGGUGGCGGCUUUGGAUGACCUUGAGAAUCACUGGAAAAAAGGUCGGAUGGCCACCCUGCAGUCGGCCAUGGAGCUGGUGUUCUGGACGCUAAUCAGCAAAGAACUAGACAAGGAGAACAUUCCGCAAAAGUGGCUUAUGUGGAAACAGAGGAGCCAAAAAAUAGGUGCCACCCCAUAUAUUCCUCAUGUAGUGUGGGACUGGAUCAGUGAUGCAGGAGUGGAGGUGACCCUUGACCUGGACACGGCCAACCCUGACCUGCUGGUCUCCGAGGACGAGAAGCGCAUGCGCUGUGGUUUCGAGCGCAAAGACGUGCCUAACUAUCACCAGCGCUUCGACGGUUGGUGGUGUGCGGUGGGAACCGAAGGCUUCGCCUCUGGCCGCCAGUAUUGGGAGGUGGAUGUGGGAGAAAUGGACUGGCGCAUCGGUGUGGCCAAAGAGUCCGCCUUGCGUAAAGGCUUCAAGUCCCUGAACUCCAACACUGGCUACCUGACCCUGCGGCUGGAGCGUGGCACGGAGCUAAAGGCCCUCACCGUGCCGUUCACCGCCCUGCCAGCCGCCUUGAUUCCUCAAAAGGUCGGCGUCUACCUAGACUACGACCAGGGCCAGCUGUCCUUCUACGACGUGGAGAACCACUCCCACAUCUACACCUACAACGAGACAUUUGACGAAAAGCUCUUCCCGCUCUUCGGAACGGUGGAGAUCGUGAAAGACCUGGUGAUCAGAUCCCCCAGGAACAGGAGCCACUGCCUGUGUCCCGGCAUUUGCCUGUGGGGUUGAGACCCAACCGAAUUCAACCGGAGCCCAGUGCUUAAUCUCUAGACCAGUGGUUCUCAACUGGACCUUAAUAUGUUACCAUUUGUACAGAUAGGGUCACAGGGUCGCAAAUGCAAGUAUUUUGCUAAGUAUUUGUACCCAUAGGGAUUUUGUGAAGUGCUUUAAAGGGUUAGUUCACCCAAAAAUGAAAAUUAGCCCAUAAAUUACUCACCCU
Sinocyclocheilus grahami is the source of this 1558-nucleotide messenger RNA. RefSeq names its product butyrophilin subfamily 3 member A3-like. The record is from RefSeq and is a predicted model, not a curated record. The transcript has 12 exons. Gene Ontology annotation, molecular function: protein binding. The coding region runs from base 148 to 1347 and encodes 399 amino acids. NCBI's taxonomy places the organism in Eukaryota, Metazoa, Chordata, Actinopteri, Cypriniformes, Cyprinidae.